Molecule: messenger RNA, 5340 nt
Organism: Xyrichtys novacula (pearly razorfish)
Lineage: Eukaryota; Metazoa; Chordata; Actinopteri; Labriformes; Labridae
Source: the annotation of a GenBank genome assembly
GUUGCCUCCCUGACUCCGCCCCCCGGCGCUCCACUCAUGUUAUGAAAGCAGAGCAGUGGGUGUGUUACAUACGUACUCCACCGCCUGUUAGACUUGUAAACAGGUAAGAUAAACCGAUUUAUUAUUUAUGUAACAUAAACAUUAAAUCAUUUUCUAAUUUGCGCUGAACUUACUUGAUAAAUUGUGUGUUUUUCCCUCGUGCUCUGUGCGGUUGUAGUCUUUGGUGUUAGGCUGCUCACCGUCUGUUCCACACAACUCACACAUGUAACACCAUCACAUGCUGCUGUCAGGACAGAGUGUUCUCUCGUUUUGUUCCAGCUGAGGACAAUCGUUAUUCAUGCAUUUUAGGAAAACACCUGAUGCUUUUGAAACACUGAAGUGUAAUCUAAGUAGGUCUGUUACUCAAAUGCUGAAUUAAAGUUCAGCUGGAAGGUUAUUUCACUUUAUUUCACAUUGUCUCUCCAUGUACUUGUGUUGCUUCACAUGAAAUCAGUCUUUUAGAUGACCAAAGGAAAAAUCUGACUGUUUAACAAAAACAUGUUUGAUAUUUUAUGUUUUUAAAAUAAAACCUAAUUAUUUUAGGAAAAUUGCAAUCCGAUGUUUUAAUGAGGAGGUGCAAAUUCAAUACUAGUAAUUAACAGCAUUCUUAAAAUUGCACUAAAUGCAUAUAAGACAAGACUGUUUCUAUGUCUUUAGUAAAGUCUGAAUACUAUUUGCAUCUCUGCGUACAAAUCCCGUACAAAUCCUCCAUUGUAAGUGUGUUGCAACCUGACUGUGCAGCUUUACGCCGUGACAGCUGCUGUCAGUAACACAUUACCUUGCAAAAUCCCUCGUGCAAAGAAAGACUAUUAAAAUAAUGUAUUUAAGUGAAAGUCCAGUUAAUUUAAUGACAUUUUACCCACAAUUAAGUAAAACUACCAGUCUGGUGAUCUCCUUAAGUGAAUUAAAAUAGUUAUAAAUGAGUCUUAAUACAUGGUGGUGAGAGUAGGAAAAGUAAAACAUCCCCUCAGAUUCUUUAAAAGCUUAUUAAUGUGUUGUUGACACUGGCCUGCACCCAUUUAGAGUGAAGUGGAGUGGAUAUUUUUGCCGUAUCUUUUGGCCAGUAUUGUGCUUCUUAGACAGUCCCUGUACUCUCAAGCCAUGGCUGGCUGUGCAGAGAGGAGUUUGUUGACUGGAAUCAAACAAAGGCAACAAGCAAGAUUUCCUUGAAACUAGAUGUAAUGCAUGUUUCGACAAAUUUGUGAGGAAAAAUUUGGGCUAAAAUUCCCAGAAACCAGAUCUUUAUUGGGGCCUUUAGUAAAUGUAGUUUAAGUGCAAUGAGAUUUGCAGAGAGUUUUUGCAGUUAAGACAUCAACCAGUCAGCCGUCUGUCAGGAAAUUGGUGGAAAACUUGUCUGUUUUUAGCAUUUUAUUCCUGUGCUACUGUAGCAGAAUUAAAUACUUUCCAUUUAUAAUACUCAAGUUAAUCUGAAAUAUUGGUUUAAACAUUUACAGCAGCUAAAUAAGUAAUUUGCUCCACCCCUGAGAAAGAGGUAGUAUGAAGUCAGACUUUUUGUUCUCUUGAGCCAGUUUUAACUCACACAAGUGUCCCGGUGUUAAUCUGGGACGCUUGGAGAGAUACUGUAGAGAGGAGCGGAGCAGGUGCAAAACAAGUUUGCCUGCAGUGCCAACUUGUCACUCGUUAAAAACAUUUGGCACAUCAUGACACAAAAAUACAGCUGACCCUGAACUGUUAAGCAGCUGAAAAGUGUUGACACAUUCUCAGGAUCCCAAAUAUUUCAUAUCAAGUUUAUGGAGAAAUGAAAACUUCACGGUCCUCACAGUACUUUGUUUUCCCUGCAGAUUCACUCCUGUCCACAAUGCUUCGAGUCACCACCGCCUCUCUAUGCACCUACUGUCAGAGGAUGAGGCUCUUCCUGCCUCCCUCUGUGUCCGCCUCCACGGUGCCGUCUCCAAACAAACGCCUGGAAAACCAGCACAUCGUGGACUCCCUCUACGAACUGUCCGUGGACGUCCGGAAGGUGCGCAAGUUUAAGGGCUGGGUUCUGUCUGAGAACUCUGCCUAUGUCUCUGAAACUGCUGACCUGCUGAGGGACAUGGGUGCAGACUCUAUGGUGAUUGCCCGCAUCCUGGAGAGUCAUCCUGAAGCUGUUUUAUGUCUUCCCGAGGAUGUGGCCGCCCAGCGAGACCUUUGGGUGACCAUCUGCCCCAACAAGCGUGAGCUGGUGGGCAUCAUCGAGAAGUUCCCUGGGUCUUUCUUCACCGUAACUCACCACAGUAACCAGCGGGCAAACAUCCUCUACCUGCAGCGCCUCCGCCUCAGCAAGAGGAUCAUCGGGAAGCUCAUGGCGAGCGCCCCGCAGAGCUUCAGCCGGCCUGUGGAGAGGAACCAGGAGGUGAUCCACACUCUGAGGGAGACAUACCUGGACCUGGGCGGGGAUGAGGGGAACCUGCGGCUCUGGCUGCAGAAGCUCCUGAGUCAGAAUCCGUACAUCCUGCUGCGCCCGGCUGAAGCUUGGAGGGACAGUCUGGGCUUCCUGAGGGAGCAGGGGUUCACCACAGAGGAGCUCCUCAACUUGGUCUCCAGUCUCAGAGCUUCCAUCGCUGAGCUGCAGCCGGAGAGCAUGCAGCAUGCACUGGCGUACAUCGAAGACGCCCUUUCCUGCACUAAAGACGAACUCAAAGAAAUUGUAAUCCUCUGCCCGGCGGUUUUGUACUACUCCUUGCCAACUUUAGCCGGGCGCUUCCAGGGGCUGAUGGAUGCAGGGAUGACCAUGGAGCAAGUGAAGGAGUCUCCAAACGUACUGGAGCUCACCACACAAAUCGUGCUUUACCGCAUCCAGAAGUUGGCGUCUUACGGAUACGACGUGCGCUUUGGCAGCCUGGAUGUUAUCGUGGGGACUAAGAAGGACUUUGAGAUGACUUACGGGAAGCUGCAGCUGAGGCAGCAGCGACCACUUUUCAACCCUGUCGCUCCCCUCAGAUCUGCAGAGGAGUAACUGUCUGAAUUUCUCCAUGUGCUGCUGUUUUACUAGUUUUUUUGAAAGGAGGAAUAAAAAGGCUGUAAGCUGAUAUUGAGAAAGGGUUUACAGCUGAUGCAAGAAAUGUGAAGAGAAAAGCCAGUUUGAAUACUACUAAAGAAGGAGUUUGAGCCUUUUGCGCUCAUUUUGGGUCCUUUUUAGUUGAAUAUUAAGGCACAGCUAAGGGCUCAGUAAGGUGACUGAUGAGAGCUGACACUGCAACAGCCUGAACAAUCUUCACUAGAAGGACCAUGCUGCAAUUUCUUCUCUUGUGAAGAUUGUUCAGGCUGUUGCAGAUCAGCAACUCUUACCGGCCACCGUAGUUCAAGCCAAACUAGGACUACGACUGUUAUGGAAACAGCUACAGUACUGUAUUUUACAUUAAAAAAAGGAGGAGGUGCAAUCUGAGUUUUCAUAGUUUUUGGAAGAGAUGCAACAGAGAAUGGCUGCAACUUCUGAAUGAAUGAAUGAAUGAAUGUAUCAUCUGAGUAAUAGACGAUUAGGGAUGCAGCAACACUGAUAUUUCCCACAAUUUUCAGACACUUGAGAAACUUAAAGGUACAGUGUGUCGUUUUUUAGCAGCAUUUCGUGAAAUACAACACAAAGAUUGUUUAAAUUGGUGUCUAAUCAGGUGACUAUAAAAAUGCUUUUGUUUGACUUCCUUAGAGUUGGGCUGUUGUACCUAUUCACUGCCACGUUUCCACAGCAGCUUACAAUGGACAAACAAGUGCUAGAUCAUAGCAGUAUUUAUUGUAAUAUGUGACAAAGUGGUUGAAACUGAGGGAAAAUUUGGAUGCAGGUUUAUUAAGCAUAUCUUAGUAUUGUUAUUUUUUUAUCCUGAGUGGAUAAAAUGUUUAGUUGAUCAAUCUCUAGAGGCAAAAAUUGGUGAAUAUUUCAAGGAUGUGAAGUACUGUUAAAUCCUCAGGUAUAAAAGUCACAGUCAGUAGGAAACAUUCAAGUUGUCUUCCUUACACUUCCUUCAAUUAAGUGAAUUGACAGUGAAGUCCACAAUGGACAUUUUAUGUGCAACUGUGUAGCUCUUUCUAGCUUCAUCUUUUUUUUCGCUAUCCUGCGAAAAAUGUACAUGUGGUAAGACAGAAUAGAGGAGAGAAGAUAUUUUUGAUGGUCAAAACUUGGCAAAUGGUGAACCAUGCUUACCAUGCAGUGUUACAGCAGCUUCUUGUCCUUGAAGGGCACCAUCACUACACUAGCAGGGGUGAGCGGGGGAGUUGUUCAGUGUCAAAUCUAACAGCUCGAUAAAUUUCUACACACUGUACCUUUAAAAAGUCGACAUGCUGAUAUAUUCUGUAGUUGCAGCCUAUAAACUCCUCCAUAAUAUGACUCCAGUUUUUCAUUGCCAUUGUUUUAAAUUGACUUUUGCACAAAACCAAAAAGAACAACCAACUUCACAUGGUAACAGACAUCUUUGUACAUAAGAUAUGAACAUAGAUAUAAGAACAAUAAUCAAAAAAAUUACACUUACAGUCAGUUAAUCAGGAGUGUAAUAAUCCAGAGUGCAAAUGGUGCAAUGUUUGGUGACAUGUUUGGUGUAAUGUGACAGAUUUUGUAUUCACUUGAGUUGAAGAUGAUGGUAAUAUCUACAUGCAAAAAAAGUUAUGUAUCGAAACAAUGAGUUUCUAAUUUACAGAUUUGGUGAAUGUAAAUGAUCCUGUGUACCUGGUUUAUUCUGGACAGCCACAGGUCUUAAGUGUUACUUUUGGACUCUUGACAUGUCAAAGUCCUGAAUGUAGGGCAUCGAUGAUUCCCACUACAGACCUGUCUGCUGGUUCCUCUCCGUUUUUGGUCUUCCAAGAAAAACAGACUGAAAAAUAUCAGUGUCUGAACUUCCUGAGCUUCCAUCUCCUCUGUUGGGCCCUCUACACAAACCAAUGUUGCAGUAAAGAAGAGUGGGAACGAGAAUCAACUUCUGCCUGUUUUUCACUGAAUUCUAAUUUACUACUGUUCACAAAUAAACUCAUGUAAUGAGAAAUAAACGCCACGUUCAAUUUGUAUUUCUGCUGCGUCUCUUUUUCAGCCGAGGAGUCAAAGAAGAGUGACUCAAUAGAAUUGGUAGCAAAACUAGGCAGAACACCGGCAAACAAGCUAACGUGUAGUUUACAGAUGUUACCGUGAAUGGACACGAUUUAAAGAUAAAUUACUAGAAGAGAGAAAAAACGUAUAUCAUACCUGCAUCAACAUUUGAUUUAGUCAAUUCAAUUUGUUGAGAAAUAACUAAUUUAUGACAGAGAUAAUUGUCUGGUUGGGCUAACGGUCACAUAGUCACAUCCACACUCCCUGUAGCUAGCUAACGAAGCUAGCUA